Capsicum annuum is the source of this 5211-nucleotide messenger RNA. RefSeq names its product protein HUA2-LIKE 3. The record is from RefSeq and is a predicted model, not a curated record. Lineage: Eukaryota; Viridiplantae; Streptophyta; Magnoliopsida; Solanales; Solanaceae. The coding region runs from base 471 to 4733 and encodes 1420 amino acids. The transcript is spliced from 12 exons. Gene Ontology annotation, molecular function: transcription coregulator activity; double-stranded DNA binding. Gene Ontology annotation, biological process: regulation of transcription by RNA polymerase II. Gene Ontology annotation, cellular component: nucleus.
AAAUUGCAUAAUACCCGCACGACGCGCACGAUAGCCUAAAUGCGUUACAAAAUUCUUAACUGCAUCCAACCCCUUCGGUGCACUUUAGCAACCCGGCCACCCCUACAAAUCUCCACGGUCAUAUCUGUUUCUUUUACUUUAUUUAUUUAUACUAUAAUUUUUUUUCAUGAGUGAACGGCCUUUCGCCAUAGAACUCUCCUGCCCCCUUUUCUCCCUCCUCCUCUUUGUACCAAUUAGGGUUAGGGUUUUAAAACCCCACUGCUAUUUCUCUCUUUUCCAGGUUCUUUUGUCUAUCGACUUUGUGUUUAGAUUUUUCCAAUUCGUGAAUUUCUUUUUUUUUUUUCCUCUUUGGGGUGGGGGGGGGUGUUUUGGACCUAUAAAUGCCUUAUAAUCUAUCUAUCAAAUUGAGAGGUUUUGGUUCCUUUACGUUUAGGAAUCGUUUGUUUGGGGUUUGAUUAGUUUAGGCUUAUAUGGCGCCCAGUAGAAAAAAAGGUACAAGUAAAGCGGCGGCGGCCGCUGCAGCUUGUCGUCAGUGGAAAGUCGGUGAUCUUGUCCUUGCUAAGGUUAAAGGGUUUCCAGCUUGGCCUGCUACGGUGAGUGAGCCAGAGAAGUGGGGUUAUUCAAGAGACCGGAAGAAAGUGUUAGUUUACUUUUUUGGAACCCAACAAAUAGCCUUCUGCAAUCCAGUGGAUGUUGAAGCAUUUACCGAAGAUAAGAAACAAUCUCUUUAUGUUAAACGUCGUGGAAAAGGUGCUGAUUUUAUUCGUGCUGUGCAUGAGAUUGUCGAUUGCUUUGAGAAGUUGAAAAAGGAGCAACCAGUCAAUGGUAGUUCUACCGAUGAAGUUGCUGUUAGGAGUGACAAUGUAGCAGUUGAAUUGACCAGAGCUCAUUUGGAGGGUGAAGCUCUUAACACAGUUGAAUCUUCAUCAAAGGAGAACCUUGGAGAUGAAAGUGAACCAGACUUUGAAAACGAGGAGGGUGCAGUUGCUGCAAAAGACGAUGUCUCCCAUGAUGGUGAAAUGGUAUCAGUUGUUCCUAUUAGCGUGGAGGUUAUGGAUGGGCCAGCUACAAAGGCUUAUUCUACCCGAAGGAAAAUUGUAGGUGGAAGCUCAAGAAAUGGUGCUAUGGAAAGAAGGGCUCCAUCUGCUCGCAGGUUGAGAAGUUCAUUGAGAACUGGUCAUGAAGUACUUCAAAAUCGUUUGUUGCCCUCUGGUUCUCACAGCAUGAAUGCUGGAUAUGGUGCUAAUACAGUAAGGGAUAGAUCUGCGAGAAGGAAUAAAAUGGAUGGAAACCCAUCAGAUGGUUUAGAGAGGAACAAUAUGGAACAACCCGCUUUUGUUUCUAAUGGCAGCACAGAAGAGAGUGGUUCGGAAAUUGCUACCGUCGACUCUGGUAACGUUAGCUUAAAUGAAGGCAGCAGUGUUGAAUCUGGUUGUAAACCUGUAUAUAGGUGUGCUGUGCAAUGUGAAUCGGAGGUUGAGUUGAGCCAAAGGCUUGAGUUCCAAAGUAGUGUGGUAAUACACAAGAAGAAACGGAAGCCCAAUAGAAAGAGGCUGCACACUGAUUUAGCCGAGUCCUGUGUUGGUUUAGACAAAGAUAUAUCUCCGGAGGCACCGACUGCUAGGACUACAGAUGUUUUGCCAGGUGACCCUGUAAAAUCUGAGGAAAAAAGUUCCAAGGAGUUGAAAGAUGAUGGUGAUGAGCACUUACCACUGGUGAAGAGAGCCAGGGUUCGUAUGGGUAGAUCGGCACCUGAAGGAGAGGUGCUAGAUAAUGAGGUUCUGAAUGAUGCAAAAUCACCAGGAGCUUCUGACAAGUUUUUGGAACAGGUAACCGAGGGAGAUGGAUCUUGCCUUCAGAACUCUACUUGUAUUAGAGGUGAUGCAUACGAUUCAUCUCCAUCAAAGAAAUGUUCUUCCAAGAGACCACCUUUUUGGGAGAUCCGUAAGCAGUUUGGUGGUUCGCUGGAUGGUGAAUCUACUUUACCUCCAUCCAAACGGCUUCAUCGUGCCUUGGAGGCCAUGUCAGCUUAUGCUGCAGAUGAUGAGAAACCAGAUGUGGAUGGGUUUUGUGACAUGAAGACAUCUAUCAACAGGUAUUGCCCGAGUUCGAAGGAGGUUUGCUCUGAGCUGUCUGGAGGUAUUAAACAUAAGAAUAACUCUGAUGUGGGUAGAAUGGGAAGCCCAGCUAGUGCUGUACAGGAAGACGCUACUAUUUUGGCUAGUGCUAAAGCGAUAGUAGCUCGGGAAGGCUUGGAAUAUUUAUCAGAAGUACCAGCUCUUACUACACCUUUAGGUUGUGAUGAUAGCUCAGCAAAGGUGUCCUGUGAAGAGAAAUGUGAUGUCUCGGAUGCUGUUAUACAGACGCCUCAAAAAGUGGAGUCAUCAAAUGACUGCCCUUCUAGCACUUUUGUUGCACAUUCUGCUAAUGCCAAGCCUGAUGAUGGUGAGUUGCAGGGUACCUUCAAAUGUGAAUGUUCCUCACCAGGGCCAGUCAUGACAUCUGAUGAAAAUUGUGAAAAUGAAGCUACAGAGUCGGCAAAACAUUUUGAAGAUCCAAUUUCUGAAGCUUCUGGGAGAUCUGCUGAUUGUGGAUCUAAUGAUGAGGUAAUAAUGAGUUCACCGCCAAAAGGUGGUAUUAUGGGGUUGGGUAGUGCAGAGGCUGAAUGUGGUAAAAAUAACAAGUUGUGCCAGGUGUCAUUAGAUGUGAGCAUUCAAGACAAUGAAGAGUCAAUUAAUAUGAAAGAAGCUGGAUCAGCAUCAAAGAAUUUAAGUGUGACUUCAUCUUCAAGUCCUGAAAAAGUUGUGGAUGUGUCACUCAAGGAGUUGCACAUGUCUGGUUUGAGCUCUGUAUCUGAUGAUCAAUUUGGCGAUAAAGCUGUUUCAACCACCCGUUCGACAUCCUCUCUUACUGAUGGGAUGGAUUCCUUUGCUAGGGCAUCUACACCAAAUACUUUAACUUGCAACAUAUCUAGCGCAGAUACUAGCAUGCAUGUAAGUGUUGGAAGCUCUAGUCCCUUGGCUCAUCAGCUACAUGACAAACCAAGGACCGGUGCGAAACUGAGCAGCAGAGGAGAAGAAGCCAGUGUUGCUUUGGGUUCCUUUGAGGCCACUCUUGGGAUACUGACAAGGACAAAAGAAAGCAUUCUCCGGGCCACACGUGUUGCUUUUGACUGUGCUAAAUUUGGUGUUAGUUCCAAGGUUGUGGAGAUCAUUGCUCAAAAGUUGGAAAGCGAGUCAAGCUUACAUAGAAGGGUGGAUCUUUUCUUUCUUGUUGAUUCUAUUGCGCAAUGUUCUAGAGGACUAAAAGGUCAUAUUGCUGGCAUAUAUCCUCCCGCGAUUCAGGCAGUAUUGCCACGUCUAAUAUCAGCAGCCGCGCCUGGAAGUAGUUCUCAGGAAAAUCAAAGGCAAUGUUUGAAAGUUUUGAGGGUUUGGCAGGAAAGGAAGAUUCUUCCUGAGUCAGUUAUUCUACCCCACAUACGAGCACUUGAAUCUGAUCGUGGUUCGAAUCGUGCAUUCUGCCGGCGUCCCAUGAGGACAGAAAGACCUUUCGAUGAUCCAGUUAGAGAAAUGGAGGGUAUGCUGGUCGAUGAAUAUGGAAGCAAUUCAAGUCUUCAACUUCCUGGGUUUUGCAUGCUUCCAAUGCUUAAGGAUGAAGGAGUAAGUGAUUCUGAUGGUGAAGGUUUUGAGUCUGUCACUCCAGAACACCCUUCUGGAAAGUCCAACAACGAGGAAGCCAUCCUGCCUAUUGAGAAGCACAAACAUAUCCUGGAAGAUGUUGACGGUGAACUUGAAAUGGAAGAUGUGUCCCCUGUGUGUGAAGGGGAAAUUGGUUCCAUCAGUUGCAGUGUUGGAGCAGAUUCUGCUCAGAUUUCACGUACUGAUGAUGGGAACGGUUUUGGAGGUCCCUUCCAUCCCCCACUUCCGAAGGAUGGUCCCCCAUCAUCUCCUCCUUUGCCAACAUCUCCCCCUCCACUUCCACCACGUCUACCCUCAGUUACACCUGCACCAUCUUCUUUUCCGCCUCCGUCUUCUAUAUUGAAUUCCGUCCCUGGGAGUGUUCAGUCAAAGUGUUCAAUGGGUUCCCAGAAUAUUAAAGACAACUUGCAGGAAGCCGUUUUUCAGCGAUGUACAGUUGCACAAGUUCAUCCGACAGUCUCAGAUGCUAUUCAUUGUCAGCCCCGUGACAGCAGAGAGAUUCAUGCUGAGGGACCAUUGAAGGUGCUCGACUCUGUUAGGUCACGUCCUUCCGGCAAUGGAGCUGUUUCUCGUCCACCAUUUGGCUUGUCUAAUGGAGUGCAUCCACCUGAUGGGGCUUCUGGCAAGGGCUUCCACUUGCGGCCACCUCACCCCGCUCCUUCAAAUCAGUUCUCUUAUGUUCAAGCUGAUCAGCGGAGGGAUAUAGCAACCCCUUAUUCCAAUGUACUCCAUAUGCAGAAUGCAGAUAAUAGAAGUUUUUCCAGAGAUCGUAAUGGAAUGAAAUCAGUGCAAUGUGAAAUUGGAGAGAGCUGGAUGGCACCAUCCCAUUAUUCUGGACCAUGCUUUCCAGAUGGCUCCAGAGGUCACUAUGCUGCUGGAUCAUAUCCUGUUCCACGUGAACCACCUUUACCAAGCCACAAGUGGGGUUACCCUCCCCGGGGUAUGAAUAGCAGGGAAAUCCUUACUCACAGACCACCGCCUGAAUACCCAAUUCCAGCGACAUCUAGAGGUCCUGGCUUUUGGAGACCAAGAUAAAAUGAUAACCCAAGCAUGGAAGCUACAGCUGCUGGUAGGUGCGGCUUGUUUAUACUAAUCUGAGUAAUUUGUGCGUGGAGGUGCACCGGAGGAGAGAGCAGUGAUGCUAUUAAUGCUUUGUAUAUAUGUAUCUUAGGCAUUCCGUUGCAAUUGUAGAGCGGAUAAUCCAACGUCUAGAGAGCUCUGUAGCAUAUUCCUAGGCAGCUGAGUUUUGUAUAUUAAUUAUAUUGUUUUUUUUUUCCUUUUUAUGUUGAUCAGCAGUUAUGGCCUCUCCUCUCCUAGUUAGUAUCAGAGGUCUGUCAACAACAUUUUGGCAAUAGUUAGGACAUUUCAGGUUAUUACUCGUCAUGUGCACCCAUUGUUAUAGAAGUCUCACAUGAUCUCUGUACAUUCCGGAGGAAUUCAUCUCUGUCUGCAUAACCAGAAUUGUAAAGCAGAAAUCAUAAGAUAAGUUAAAGUUGUGUUCUCUUGGUAGCAA